AUGGGUCACCUUGCCCUGCUGGUACAGCGGGGGAACAACUGGGUCAGACAAGUAGGGCAGCCUGUAAGAGAUGUAGAGAAGGACGCUUCUGUCCUGCAGGACUGUCUCAAAUGCCCGGCUGGUUUUUACUGUCCUGAGGGGAUCAGAGACCCUGUGCCCUGUCCACCAGGCUCCUUUAACCCCUUAGAGGGUCAGGAUGAGUUGGCUGAUUGCAGAGAGUGCUAUGCGGGGAAGGCCUGCACACAGGUAGCUCUGAGAGCACCUGAUGUGGACUGCAUGCAAGGGUUUGUGUGUCCCCCUGGUUCCUCUAAACCGAAUGCGCCGACCAACGCCUGCCCACCAGGGACGCUGAGCAAUCGCACUGACCUCACUGACCGCUCACAGUGUCAGCGCUGCCCGCCGCGAUAUGCCUGUCUUCGAGGAACUGGUGGUAUCCAGAGACCACCACUCUCCUGCUUUGCAGGGCAUUAUUGUCCUCCCGGAACAAUGUUCCCCACCCAGUACAAGUGUCCUGUGGGGACGUGGAGUGGUCACAGUGGAUUGGAAGCUGAAAGUGAGUGUCGGCCAUGCCCACAGGCCUGGUACUGUUUGGCCGGAUCUGCAGCUCCGUCUGGUCGAUGCAGCUCUGGACACUACUGUCCUGAAGGGACCGCAUAUGGCACCCAGUUUCCUUGUCCUGCGGGCACCUACAGCAUCCAAAUGGGCAACAGAUACAGGGAAGACUGCCUGAUUUGUCCUAAAGGCUCAUUCUGUCAAAAGGGCACCUCUAAGCCUUCACCCUGCCCACCCUCCACAUUUCGCCAUCUGAAAGGAGGUCGGAGGCUGGAGGACUGCUCUGCUUGCCCUGCUGGCUAUUUUUGUCCCCUCUCAGCCACUGUCAACCCCAGAGUGUGUGGAGCUGGCAGCUACUCUGACGAGGGCUCUGUGGACUGUUCUCCAUGCCUGCAGGGCCACUACUGCAGUAAUGAGACCACAAGUGAGGAAGCAAUGUUAAGCGUGAUGGUGUGCCCCCCAGGCUUUCUCUGCUCUCAGGGUUUGGCCCGAGACCCCCAGCGCUCAGCCACGCUCUGUCCUCGAGGUUUCUACUGCCCUGGAGGAGGCAUUGAUCCCAAUCCCCUUCCUUGCCCCAAUGGUACCUACAGCGACUCUCCUGGUCUACGUAACACCAGUGAGUGUGUCCAGUGUCCAGAGGGGAAGUACUGUUACUCCCAGCAGCCUCAGGAGCAGCCUAUUACCAGGCCUGUAAGAUGCCAAAUAAAUAACAUAUACAGUAUUUAA
Molecule: messenger RNA, 1278 nt
Organism: Centropristis striata (black sea bass)
Lineage: Eukaryota; Metazoa; Chordata; Actinopteri; Perciformes; Serranidae
Product: proprotein convertase subtilisin/kexin type 5
Exons: 8
Coding region: 1-1278 (425 amino acids)
Source: RefSeq, a predicted model, not a curated record